UGUUGUGGCUAUCUCUCACAUGGAGUCCCAAAACCACCAAAUCCCUCCUCAUUCCCUUCCCAAUCCAACACCGCAACCCAGUUUCCCGGCCAAAGUUGCCCACCAGCUGAAACACAAUCUCAUUUUCCGGUCCAAAUGGGCCGAGUUGAACGGUGCAAUAGGCGACUUAGGCACCUACAUCCCAAUCGUAGUGGCCUUAACACUAGCCAGAGACUUGAACUUGGGCACCACAUUGAUCUUCACCGGAGUCUACAACAUCAUCACCGGAGCCAUCUACGGCGUUCCCAUGCCGGUCCAACCCAUGAAGGCCAUUGCCGCCACAGCCCUGGCCAACCCGGAUUUCGGCGUGCCCGAGAUCAUGGCCGCCGGAAUCAUCACCGGCAGCACCCUCAUCGUUUUGGGUGCCACCGGUUUGAUGCAACUUGUCUAUAAACUGAUCCCUUUGUCUGUCGUCAGGGGAGUUCAACUAGCACAGGGACUGUCAUUUGCGUUGACCGCGGUCAAGUACAUCAAGAAGAUCCAAAACCUGCCCAAAUCCAAAACCAUGGGGGAGAGGCGCUGGUUAGGGCUAGAUGGGUUGGUGUUGGCUAUUGUUUGUCUCUGUUUCAUAGUCUUUGUUAAUGGUGCAGGUGAGGAAAGUCGCUCAGUGAAUGAAGGUGAAGUUGAGGAUGAAGAAGAAACACCUUGCAGAAAAAAGAGGUGGAGGGGAAUCAUAGCUUCACUACCUUCAGCUUUUCUGAUAUUUGUGUUGGGUGUGAUUCUGGCUUUUAUAAGGAAGCCAAAAGUUGUGCAUGAAAUUAGUUUCGGGCCAUCCCCCAUGGAGGUUGUGAAGAUCAGUAAGCAUGCAUGGAAAGAUGGGUUCAUCAAAGGAGCAAUUCCACAACUGCCGCUGUCAAUAUUGAACUCAGUGAUUGCUGUGUGCAAAUUGUCCUCUGAUCUUUUCCCAGAGAAAGAUUUCUCUCCCUCAUCGAUUUCGAUCACGGUUGGGCUGAUGAAUGUGUUGGGUAGUUGGUUCGGAGCCAUGCCCAGUUGUCACGGAGCCGGCGGGUUGGCCGGUCAGUACAAGUUUGGGGGGAGGAGUGGUGGGUGUGUGGCACUACUAGGGUCAGCCAAACUGGUGCUGGGUUUGGCUUUAGGGACUUCUUUGGUGACCAUAUUGAACCAUUUCCCAGUUGGAGUUUUGGGGGUGUUGCUCUUGUUUGCUGGGAUUGAACUGGCCAUGUGUGCUAGGGACAUGAAUACUAAAGAAGAGGCCUUUGUGAUGCUUCUUUGUACUGCUGUUUCACUAGUUGGUUCAAGUGCAGCACUAGGAUUUGUGGUGGGGAUGGUUGUGUAUGUGCUUCUUUGGCUAAGAAAGUUGGGCUGCAAUGACAAACCUAAUUCUGUGAUUUGGAUGCAUAAUCCCUAGUCGAUCAUCAUAAUGUUGCAUGGUGUGGCUAGACUUGUAUGUGCUUCAAAUAUGUUUGCUUUUAUGGUGCAAUAAAUU
Argentina anserina (silverweed cinquefoil) is the source of this 1486-nucleotide messenger RNA. RefSeq names its product molybdate transporter 1. Lineage: Eukaryota; Viridiplantae; Streptophyta; Magnoliopsida; Rosales; Rosaceae. The coding region runs from base 20 to 1408 and encodes 462 amino acids. Gene Ontology annotation, molecular function: molybdate ion transmembrane transporter activity. The transcript has a single exon. Gene Ontology annotation, biological process: molybdate ion transport. The record is from RefSeq and is a predicted model, not a curated record.